GUGAAAGUCACGCUCUCGCGACAUAAUUGGAAUUUUCGCGUCUUUUCCUUCACAACCACUACUCAUCGAGCAUGAACCGCAAGGUAGGUAUUGAGCGUUCCACAGGCCUUGCAGGAGGCGGAGUAGUGUCAGCCGAAUCGCAGCGCAACUACGAAAUCGGCGCGGAGCUCUGUCGCAAAAGAAAGCCAAAGGAGGCAGCCCCAUAUCUACUGAGGGCAAUACAGGAUCACAACAAUUUGGAUGCUUUCAUUGAGCUUUCUUUCCUUAUGCCUGACUCGGAGUCCAGAUUGGACGUGCUAGCUACUGCAGCUAAGGAGGGCCAAAGAUUACUCAAAUCGCGUCUUGGUCCUAACUGCUUCGACGAUAACGGUCCCUAUGCUGGCAGGUUCUGGGAGAUCCUCGAUACGCGUCCAUAUAUGCGCGUUUUGCAAGCACAAGUGCGCAUGUUCUUCGAAGGCGAAGAGUACAAGUCGUCUGCUGAGACCAUCAUCGAGAUGCUUCGUCUUUGUCCAGGAGACAAUCUCAAUCAGCGUACUUGGCUCGGACCUCUUCUUUGUCGCCUAGAACGCUACUCGGACGCGUUAUACUUCGCUCGUUUCUGGAUAGAAGAUUUCAUGGCGGACCGUCGGGUCUAUGUCCCUCCCUAUCGCGGCGGAACUGUGUUCAAAGCCCCGGAGCGUGGAUUAUUCUCUCCGGAAGACGAGAAAAACGCUAUCCCCAGUCCGAGUUCCAUGAGUUACACCGCAGCCUUUGCGUCGUUUAAGCUCUGGGGCGAUUGUGAGGAAUCGCGCCAAUAUCUGAGGAUCGCGUCCAAGGGUAACCCUCACGUAAUGAUCAAGGUGCUCGGUAGAAUCAAACGCCCUGAACAAUUGAACUCGAGUGCGCGAGGCUGGAACGGGCCAGAAGUUGCUCACGAUUAUCUCUGGCUGGUGCAAGAUUUGUGGAUGAAAGACGAUGUCUGGAAUUGGGCCAAUGAACAUCCUGAUGCGAAAGAAGCGACUUUUAAGAAAUGUGGAAAGCCCUCUUGUGGACUGAAAGAGACCCGUGCUGCAGAAUUCCAGCGGUGUUCAUCAUGUCAUCUGGUCUCGUACUGCAGUCAAGCGUGUCAAAAAGAUGACUGGAAGAGGCACAAACCUGACUGCCAAUAUCAUAAGAUGCAAAAAGCGGCGGUCCAAGCGUUCAGUGCCGGGAAAGCUCUACCCGAAGGAAGUACUAUUCCUAUUUUCGCCACCGACUUCUCUGGCGGCGCAGUUCAUCUUUAUGACGGGGAGCAGGCGACUGUCAAUGGUGUGCCGAUCCCAAAUUCCGACGGUAUGGCUUCAGCUUCGAAGAAGAAGAAGAAAAAUAAGAAGAAAAAGAAACCUGCUGAGAGCAACUAAGGCCGUACCUUUUGCUUCUUGUUUCAACUUUCUUCUAUUUUUCCAUGUGUUUUGUCUUCUUGUGAUACGUGUCCUCUGCACUACUAUGACACUCUGCCCUGUAAUAACAAGUACAUCAAUAGUCCUGAGCAGUGCGUGGAACAAGUGCCUUCGGCCUUGGGUCCGCAGGGUCUCGUGAUCCUUUCGGAUUUUCGGGCUGAACGAAGCUGAACUUCAACUCUACAAAGUUCUUACACUGCCCUUCGAAGCUCGUUGCUCGUAGACCACUUGUUCAUGUCUGGAUGGCGUCCCGGUGCGUAACGCAACAUCGUUGCAGGACUUGCAUAUUAUUGACGCCUUUCCAGUUUACCGAUGUCCGCUUAUCAAGACGCAAAUUUGCUUUCCUCAUUCCUUCCUUAUCAACAUCGCGACGACGAAUACGCCACUAUGGCACAGUGGACUUUCGGCUACUGCGAAUAUAAAAUACGGGGAAAUAAAUGAU
This is a messenger RNA of Desarmillaria tabescens, 1860 nucleotides long. RefSeq lists its product as uncharacterized. The annotation marks the transcript as partial. The record is from RefSeq and is a predicted model, not a curated record. The transcript has 7 exons. NCBI's taxonomy places the organism in Eukaryota, Fungi, Basidiomycota, Agaricomycetes, Agaricales, Physalacriaceae.